UUUGAUAGCUAACCCACUAGCUAUCAAUAUGGCUCCUAUUAAGCGUAUUACCUAUGCUUUCCCUUAUUAUUCGCCACCUCCACCACCAUCUCCAUCAUCACCCGUUGCAACACCGCCACCACCUCCGGCACCGAAGCCACCUCGUCCCUCAAUUCCUCCUCCAUCUCCAAUAGUUAAACCACCACCACCACCACCAUCUCAUCCAAUGGUUCCACCACCUCCUCAUAUUGUUCCAACGCCACCUCCACCACCCCCGGGGAACCACACUACCAUUAUAAUAGUCGUGUUUGUAUCACUUGGUAGUCUUUUCUUCCUUGCUUGCCUCUCAGCAGCUUUGUGUUGUUUCUUCAUGAAGAAGAAGAAGAAGAAGAAGAAGAAGAAGAAGAAGAUGGUUGAAGAAACUGAGAUCAUAAAUAUGGAUGAACACAUCAAAUUCCAGGAAGCCAUCGUUCAGGGUCCCCAUGGUACGCAAGUUAAGGUACUAUCUGUGGAGGAGGACGUGCAUAUACAAGAAAAGAUUAAGAAGAAAGAAGAGGUUGGUGAAGGAUCCCACACCCAUACCCACGUCAGCAGUGGAGAUGGAGAAGGAGAGAGCAUUAUUAAUUCUCGAGCAAUUGAGGUUGGGCCAUCCUCUCACACUUCCAAUCCAAUCCAAUCCCAUCUUCAGUAGAAGCCCUGAUUAUUAGUUAUUUACGUGCAUGCAAGGGCAUUGGACAAGGCUGCCAGUGGGU
Messenger RNA from Telopea speciosissima, 731 nucleotides. Its product is annotated as protein TRACHEARY ELEMENT DIFFERENTIATION-RELATED 7A-like. Gene Ontology annotation, biological process: plant-type secondary cell wall biogenesis. The transcript has a single exon. Lineage: Eukaryota; Viridiplantae; Streptophyta; Magnoliopsida; Proteales; Proteaceae. Bases 29 to 670 code for a protein of 213 amino acids. The record is from RefSeq and is a predicted model, not a curated record.